UCCAUCGUCUCUGUAUCUAGACACACACUCCCACACAAUACACAAGCUUCAGAAGAGGUAAUCCAAUGGCGUCGCUCGUGAACAAGCCGCUCACUUCUCUGUGCACCGUCAACAAGUCAUCGGACAGCCGUUCGCCGGCGUUAUUCGCCGCCAAACGCUGUCGCAUCGGUGCGCCGAAGCUCGGAAACAGCGCCAGGAUUUCCACCGGGGGCGAUUUGAGUAGAAAGAUUAGCGCCAAUUCUAAUAGAAUUGUUUGUAAAGCAAUUUCUCUGGAGGCGGAGACGGAGAUUGAAGGACUCAAUAUUGCUGAAGAUGUUACUCAGCUCAUUGGAAAUACACCAAUGGUUUACUUGAACAAUGUUGUAAAAGGCUGUGUUGCAAAUAUAGCUGCAAAGCUUGAAAUUAUGGAGCCAUGUUGCAGUGUCAAGGAUAGGAUAGGACUCAGUAUGGUUACUGAUGCUGAGCAGAAAGGUCUUAUUACUCCAGGAAAGAGUGUAUUGGUUGAACCUACCAGUGGAAAUACGGGAAUAGGUCUUGCAUUCAUUGCUGCUUCAAAAGGAUACAAGCUCAUCUUGACAAUGCCGGCAUCCAUGAGUCUUGAGAGAAGGGUUCUCUUGAAAGCAUUUGGAGCUGAGCUAGUUUUAACUGAUGCAGCUAAAGGCAUGAAAGGAGCUGUUCAAAAGGCUGAAGAGAUAGUCAAUAACACCCCAAAUGCAUACAUGCUUCAACAGUUUGAUAACCCUGCAAAUCCCAAGAUUCACUUUGAAACCACUGGCCCUGAGAUCUGGGAAGAUACAAAAGGUAAGGUGGAUAUACUUGUAGCUGGCAUUGGCACUGGUGGAACCAUUACAGGAGUUGGCCGUUAUCUCAAAAAAUACAACCCUAACGUCAAGGUUAUUGGUGUGGAGCCUACUGAAAGCAACAUACUGUCUGGUGGAAAGCCUGGACCUCACAAAAUUCAAGGGAUUGGAGCAGGUUUUAUUCCGAAGAAUUUAGAUCAAGAUGUGAUGGAUGAAGUUAUAGAGAUAUCAAGUGAUGAAGCUGUGGAAACUGCAAAGCAAUUAGCUCUCCAAGAGGGCCUGCUGGUUAGUGGGAUAUCUUCUGGAGCCGCUGCCGCUGCUGCUAUCAGAGUUGGAAAGAGACCUGAGAAUGCAGGAAAGCUUAUAGCGGUGGUGUUUCCUAGCUUCGGUGAGAGAUACUUAUCGACGGUUCUUUUCCAGUCCAUAAGAGAAGAAUGUGAGAAGAUGCAGCCCGAAGCAUGAAAUUUGUUCCAGUAGAAUCGAAUAGCUUAAUAAGAGUGUAGAUUGGUGGAUUUUGCACUCCAUUUGUUGACGACAUCCGAGAAGGGUGAGUUUUUGUCGUAGCGAUGUAACAAUGGUGCAUUUGUUGAAGGAGGUCAAAUUCUAGUAAUUCCGCCAAACUGAAUAUUUCUAUUGGAUUUGUGUUCGGUUUCCAUAGUUAAUUUGGUGUUGUUUGGGUUUA
This is a messenger RNA of Salvia hispanica, 1482 nucleotides long. Lineage: Eukaryota; Viridiplantae; Streptophyta; Magnoliopsida; Lamiales; Lamiaceae. The record is from RefSeq and is a predicted model, not a curated record.